CGGACGCACCUCGUCUCGGGACCGGAGCGCAUCUGCUUAAGCUUUAACUGGUUAAAUAGUGUUAUCCGCUUGAAUUUGUUAUUGUUAUUAUCAAGCACCCUGUGCCGCCCCUCGGAGAUCUCAGGUGAAUUUCGAGAGCAGCAUGGUUUUCGGUGGUCUUAGGUUAGUGAUGACUCCACAUCGACGGCUCUCCGUCGCUGACGUCACGGGCCAUCGCCGCAUCUAACGGUUUGUGGUGGAUCUCCGAUGGAACUCUUGUAUAAAAACGUUGGAUCUGCUGGAGAUCGUCAUCAUUCGCUAGCCGGGAACAGCUCGACGCACAGGUGUCGCCUUCGAUUCCACCUAUUUUUCCAAAUUUGAAACAGAGAUAGCUCAACGCUGAAAUGAAGGUCUUCAUCUGCCUGUUGGCCACCAUCUGCGCCUGCAAUGCCACCUUCCUGUCCCUUCUGGGCGGCGGAGGCGGUGGUGGAGGAGGAGGAGGUAGCAAGACCACUUACAAUGUGAUAGCCACGCCCACUUCGGGAGGCGGUGGAGGUGGAGGUGGCGGCGGAGGUCACGGAUAUUCAUAUGCCCAGGGAGGCGGCGGAGGUCAUGGGUAUGCGCAGGGACAUGGCUACGGACAUGGACACGGUGGCUCCCCGCAGAUCAUCAAGGUCAUUCUGCAGGAGGGUCAGGGCUACAGCAACGCUGGAGGAUCAGCCGGCGGCAUUGUGUCCUCGGAAGGUCAUGGCUACAGUCACGGUCAUGGUCAUGGCUACGCCAGUGGUCACGGAUCCUAUGGCGGCCAGCAGGCUCAGUUCUACAAGAUCAUCGAACAGGCACCGGCUCCAGUCCCAGCUCCUGCCCCCGUUCCCAUUCCGAUUUCGAUUCCUGCCCCUGCUCCGCCAGCUGCUCCCAUUGCCUAUCAUGCUUCCAGUGGCUCCAGUGGCUACUCCUAUGACCACGGCCAUUCGCACUCCUACGGACAGUCGUAUGCUUCGGGACAUGGUUACGGUGGUGCCGCCUCCUUCGAUGCCCAGCAGUUCAAUGCCAUUCUGCCGCAGAUCAUCCAGUUGGUGCUGCAGGAGGAUUCGUUUGGCGGCGGCGGCGGUGGUGGAUCCGCUGAUGUGGCUGCCAUCAAUGGCCAGCUGAUCAACACCUUCGGCUCCAAGGGCAAGGCUAUCAUUUUAAAGGCCGAUCAGGCGCAGGGAGCCUUCUUCAAGAGCGGACACGUGGUGCAGCGGGGAACCCUGAAGGUGAUGCGCGUCCAGGAGCAGCAGCAGUCCCAGGUCGCUGGUGGCUCCAAGGGAGGCUGGGGCUCCGGUGGAGGUGCCAUUUCCGGUGGCUGGAGCGCCGGCGGAGGUGCCGCUUCCGGUGGCUGGAGCAGCGGUGGUCCACCUUCGGCCUGGUAGAUGCACUGCAUCCACAGCUCGCCUAGUUAGUUAGACCAAAUGAAUUGUUUUUUUUUUUCACCAUCGUCUAUUCUAUCGUUAUGUAUUUUUUUUCCUAGGCUAAUCCUUCACAGUCAUUAUCAGAAAAAAACAUCCAUCAUUAUUAACUUAAAUUAUUUGUUAAUAAACAAUUUGAACCAA
Molecule: messenger RNA, 1571 nt
Organism: Drosophila sechellia
Lineage: Eukaryota; Metazoa; Arthropoda; Insecta; Diptera; Drosophilidae
Product: glycine-rich protein DOT1
Exons: 3
Coding region: 384-1391 (335 amino acids)
Source: RefSeq, a predicted model, not a curated record